Malassezia sympodialis ATCC 42132 is the source of this 2649-nucleotide messenger RNA. RefSeq lists its product as uncharacterized. The record is from RefSeq and is a predicted model, not a curated record. Gene Ontology annotation, biological process: endoplasmic reticulum unfolded protein response. Lineage: Eukaryota; Fungi; Basidiomycota; Malasseziomycetes; Malasseziales; Malasseziaceae. Gene Ontology annotation, cellular component: endoplasmic reticulum chaperone complex. Gene Ontology annotation, molecular function: ATP binding; ATP-dependent protein folding chaperone.
AUGCGAGCGAGCAUCACUGUAGGCGUGCUGCUGGCGUACGUGGCCCUGGGUCUCGUACUGUUGGCGGCUCCUAGUGUUGCGAUCGGCGUUGUCAGUAUCGACUAUGGCACAGAGUGGAUAAAGGCAGCUCUGAUCAAGCCUGGCAAGCCGUACGACCUCGUCCUCAGCCGCGACUCGAAGCGCAAGGUCCAGGCGAGCGUAGCUUUCAAGGGAGAGGUGCGCAAGGAUGGACACCUCGAGAAGCAAGAGCAGAUUAUUGGUGCAGAUGCCUAUGCCUAUGCCUCUCGCAACCCCCUGCAGAGCUACCAUGCCGCCAAGCUUCUUCUGGGCCAGUCGUGCAAGAGCGGCGAGUCGGAGGGCGUGAAGCAGUACCGCGAAGUGUUUGGCAACAUUGUUGCCAAGCCUCCGGGCGACAAUAGCACGGGCUCGGCGUGCAUUGUAGUACCGUCCCGUGACACCAAGGCCUUUUGGCGCCCGGAGGAGCUGGUCGGUAUGCAGCUCGACCACAUACGUGAACUUGCUGAAGAGACCGCGGGCGAGAUGCUGAACAUUGGCUACGGAGGAAACAAUUGGUUCGGCGCGCAGCACGGCCUCGACACGGUCAUUACGGUGCCGAUCUUCUACACGCCAAGCGAACGCCAGGCUCUGCUGGACGCUGCGAUGCUGGCCGGUUUUCGGCCCCGCCUUAUUAGCGAUGCGGCAGCAGCAGCAGCGAACUAUGCGCAGAGCCGCACGUUUUCCACGCCGGAGCGCCACAUUUUCUACGACGCCGGCUCAGGUGCCGUGCGUGCGACGCUGGUGGAGUUCUCCAAGCGCGCGAACAGCGCUCGUGCGGACGACGUGCAAGUGCAGGUGCUGGACGCAGCGUGGGACCGCCAUGCAGGAGGUCUCGCGAUGGAUAUGCUGCUCCGGGACAUGCUUGCGGACGCGUUCGACAAGGAGAACCCGUCGCGCCCCUCGGUGCGCGGCGAUGCGCGUGCAAUGGCACGCCUGCUCCGUGAAGCAAACAAGGUGAAGCAUGUGCUGUCAGCCAACGCCGCCGCCACUGCCAACGUUGAAAGCCUGGCGGACGAUCUGGACCUGCGCACGACGAUUGACCGCGAGGCCUUCGAGACCAAGAUGCGGGAGGUCAAGCUGCUCCCCCGAUUCUCUGCGCCACUGCAGGAGCUGCUCCAGCGUACCAAGACGAGCUGGAAGGAUAUUCAGUCCGUCGUCCUGGUCGGUGGCACCACGCGUGUGCCGGCGGUGCAGGCGGAGCUGCGUGCUCUGGGCGUGCCUGACAACAAGCUGGCCCAGAACGUAAAUGCGGACGAGGCGGCUGUGAUGGGUGCGGCGCUGGCCGUGGCGAGCACGCAGCCGCAGCUGCGCAUGAAGCAGGUCGAGGUGCACGACGGCCACAUGUACCCUGUUGAGCUCGAGGUCGCGAGCCACAAGGAGACGGUGUUCGAGGCCGGCCCGCUAUUUACUGAGGCGUACGAGCUGACGCUGCAUGGCCUGACGGACGACUUUGAUGUGCACUUGCGCCUCAAGAGCGAUCGUCUGGAGCAGGGCGGCGACGGCGAGCUGCAGACGGUCCACGUCAGUGGCCUGUCGGAGGGCUUGGCGGACCUUCGCUCAAAAAACGAGAUGGGUAAUGUCGACCUGAAUGUGAACAUGACGGUGCGCAAUGCGCCGUUUGGCACGUAUGGCGUGUCGAGUGCAUUCCUGACCGUAACGCCACACAAGUCGAUCACCGGCUCGCUCAAGUCGCUUUUGGGCAUGAACAAGGACAAGUCCAGCAGCAACGCUACCGAGGCGAACAACAGUACGGAGACGGGCUCGUUGGCACCGCAGGCGACGCAGCUGGCACUUUCGGUGACGCACCAGGGCUCGGUGCAUCCGCUGUCGGGCCAUGAGAAGGUCACGUCUCUAGAGCGCCUACGUAUGAUCGUGUACGAGGCCAAGCAGCGGGCACUGCGUGAUGCUUCGUUCAAUGAGCUGGAGGCCACCGUGUACCGUGCGCGUGAUCUGUUAGAGGACAGCUCGUUUUCGCAGGCCGCGAGUGCAAGCGAGGCCAACAAGCUGCGCACGACGGCGGAUGCGCUUGGCGCGUGGCUCUCGGACGACAGCGAUGGCGCGGACGCUGACGCGAUCCAAAAGAAGUUGCGUGAGCUGACGAAUCUCAUCAAUCCCGUCCAGAAGCGCCUGACGCAGGCUGCAAGGCGCGAGGCGUCUGCGCAGGGCGUGAAGGACGCACUGGAGCAGACUGCUCAGUUCCUGCAGGCGGCGCGAGCCAACCUGACGGCGGCAAUGGAGCAGAAGAGCAGCAGCAAGUACACUGUGGUAGAGCUGGAUGCGAUGGAGGCGCAGCUCCAGAAAGACCGCACGUGGCUCGAGGACGGUCUGCGUGCACAGCAAAAGCGCCAGACUCACGAGGACCCGGCGAUCCUUGUCGAGGACAUGGACAAGCGCAGCAAAAAGAUGCGCGAUACUAUUGCGCGCAUGAACAAACGCAAGAUUCCCAAGACGCGCCCGAAGAAGACGAAGAGCGCCUCGGCAUCGUCGACCACCACAUCGGCGUCAUCGAGCACCACCCCGGCGUCGUCGAGCACCACACCGUCGGCGUCGGCGACCUCCACCCACGAGGUCCCCGUCCAUGACGACCUGUAG